AUGGCAAACAUGGCACACUACGGUCCUGCAGCCGGCGCGUCAGGAGCUUCACCUUUAUAUCGUGCAUUAUGUGUACGCUCUGGCAAUGUGGUUAUACUAGGAAUGCAAAAGAAUGCGUCUGUGAAUUGCGCUGGUAUGGUGCUUUUUCGGGUGUUCCAGGGGAACGUGCAGGUACUGGGCUUUCGACCGCCUUUGGGAGUCUAUUUCUCGUUGCAUUCACCCAAAUGGAACAAUCUGCUGGUAAUUGAAGGUAGACCGGGCAAUGAAGACACACAAGCGCCUUUUGGACCUAGUAAUGCUAGUUUAUUGCAAGUCAUGGAGCCCAAUUUGCCAUCAGAAGCCCUGAGUGAGGACGAGGAAAUUGCGGCAGAUCGACUGGCUAUGCAGCUCGUAAGCGACUACCCCGUUGUACUGGUGCUUCGAGCAAUCCCCGUCACGUUUGGGAAUGUCACGAGUUUCUAUGAGAAUACCAGACCGGAGAAAGUGUCUACGGUACUACCCGGUUUCAAGAUGAUUAUCUCACAAUACAACCAGAAUUUGUUACGCGACAUUACUGAUGAGUUCGAUAUUACGAGUGCUGCACCUCCGAACACAGAUCCAAUGCAUCACGAUUGGAAGUCACCGGAGCGUAUCCUGGCAGAGCUUGUGGUGGUGGAUUCAUUCAAGACCCUGCAUUUCACAGAGCCCUGGCAGGCAACCGUGGACAGUCUACAGGCUAGUUUGCUAGCGGAAGAAAAUCCAAUGUCGCAAAAGAUCAUUGUAUGUGGUGGUAAAGGUGUGGGCAAGUCCACGUUUUGUAGGUAUCUGGUGAAUCGGCUGCUCUCGGAGUUUAAAAUUGUGGCUUUUCUGGAUACAGACCUGGGCCAGAGUGAACUCACGCCGUCAGGACUCGUGGCGCUUCAUGCUCUGACAACGCCGUUGCUGGGUCCGGGGUUCUCGCACAUGAGGAAUCCGAUCCGGUCAUUUUUUUGUGGAAACACCAACCCAGGCAAUGAUCCGUUAUACUAUAUGAAAGCAGUCAAGAGUCUACUGCGUUUGUACGACACCAAGUGGGGAAUUCACAGGAGUGCAAACAGUGACAACGAGAUUUCUCGGUCAAGACAGCACGCAUGUGUGCCGCUUGUGAUUAAUACGGACGGCUGGAUCAAGAGCAUGGGCCAUGAUCUGCUGUGUAACGUCAUAGAGACGACAAACCCUGACCAUGUCGUGCAGUUAGUGGCCGCAACGAAAAACAAACAAUUUAAUGUCCCUAUAGGAGGCAGCUGGCAUAUUUACGCUGUUCCGCCUUGGGACCCCAUCGGCGUCACACAACCUCCUCGUAGCUCCAAGGAACUGCGAAUGUAUCGUUUCCACUCGUACUUCUUGGCUCAAAGCCGGUGUGAUCUCUCACGGGCCCUACUGCAGAACUUGCAAGUACUAUCUGAAAAGAACCGCGUGGACAGCGACAUCUAUCGCGCGUACGCUCAACUCACGCCUUUCGCCGUAUCAUUCGACCAGGUCGACAUUUCUUUUGCCGGUUCUUCCGUGCCUCCAAGUCAGCUCUUAUUUUCACUCAAUGCUUGUGUCGUGGGUCUAUGCGUCAACCCCGAACACAUACCGUUCGAGCAAAAUGAUCUCGAACUUCGUGAAGGACCACCUCGUAUCGUGCUUCAGCCCGUACAUGUUCCAUGUGUAGGCGUGGGGAUCAUUCGGGCGAUGGAUGCCAAGAAACGUCAACUGUUUAUCCUGAGCCCGCUGCCCCUUUCAGUCUUGAAACGUGUCAAUUUGCUCGUAUGCAGCAGUAUAUCGCUCGACAGUAUCAUGUUGUCCGCACAUGAGCCUGUUCAAGCCCCAUACGUUGUCACCGACGUCAUAUCAUCGGAAGGCACUGGUUCUGGUGUCAUGCAGAGUCGAAACAAUCUUAAACGUAAACGCGAUGGCAAGUAG
This is a messenger RNA of Peronospora farinosa, 1926 nucleotides long. The record is from the annotation of a GenBank genome assembly. Lineage: Eukaryota; Oomycota; Peronosporomycetes; Peronosporales; Peronosporaceae.